AUGGCUUACCGCGAACACCAUGAGAGCGCCGUCUCGACGUCGACAUACUCGUCGACGGCGUACGACCCGGCGUCGUAUACCGCCAUCAAGGACCCGAAGGAGAUAGACCAGCGAGGAGCUUCAGACCCCAUGCUGGUGGAUGAGUCUGUCAGCCCUCCCGAGUGGAAGCCGUCGAGGCACCAGAUGGUCAUCAUCACAACGCUGUCCAUCAUGUCCUUUGUCAUUGCUUUGGACGCCAACGUGAUUGUCACGUCUCUACCGUCCAUUAUCCAAGAUAUUGGCGGAACCUCUACACAAGCCUUCUGGGUCGGCACCGCGUACUUGAUCUCAUGCGCGGUUGCGAUGCCCUUCCUGGCGUCUCUCAGUGAUAUCUUUGGCCGACCCAUCAUUCUGAUUGGCAGCUUGGCUUUCUUCACCGUGGGUACAAUCCUUUGCUGCGUUGCUGGCGGCAUCGCGCUUUUGCUCGGCGGCCGCGUUGUCCAAGGUAUCGGUGCUGGAGGCAUGUAUGUGCUCAGCCUGGUGGUCUUCACCGAUAUCGUGCCCCUCCGUCACCGCCCAAAGCUUUACGGAAUCAUCCAAAUGGCCUGGGCCGUCGGUUCUCUCAUUGGUCCCAUCAUCGGUGGCGCCAUUGCCGAGCACACCACUUGGCGAUGGAUCUUUUAUCUUAACUUCCCCAUCUGCGGCUACUCUCUCGUGUCCGUACCCAUCCUAUUGACCUUGAAGCCGCCCACGGCGACCUUCUCUGAGAAGCUCAAGCGCGUCGACUGGCUCGGUGGCUUCUUGUUCAUCGGCUCCAUGGUGACUUUCCUUGUUGGCAUCUCCUGGGGCGGCAACGACUUCCCUUGGCGCAGCGCGCAGACUUUAGUGCCCGUUUUCAUCGGCGCUGCUGGUCUGAUCGUCACGCUGACGUACGAGCACCGUUAUGCGAGGUUCCCGUUCUUGAAGAAGAUUCUCUUCACAGACGUGAGCGCUAUCACCGUCUAUGUUCUCGGUCUUCUGCAGGGAUUCAUUCUCUACGGCCAGCUCUAUUACAUCCCCUUCUACUUCCUCUCUGUUAUGCAGUAUAGCCCCACCAUGGCUGGUGUGGCUAUGCUCCCCGUCACCCUUCUCCUUCUACCGGGCUCUAUCAUCUCCGGCAUCCUCGUUUCCCGCUUCAAUGCCUACCGCUGGUCGAUCUGGAUCGGCUGGGCUCUCAUGUCGCUCGCUUCUGGCCUUCUCAUCUACUGGGACGUUGACACCUCGCUCCCGGUCCACAUCGUCACCCUGGCCAUUGGUGGUAUCGGUCACGGCUUCGUUCUCAACGCGCAGACCUUUGUCACCGGCGCCAUCGUGGAGCCCCAGAACUCGGGCCACGCGGCGGCCAUGUACUUGUUCCUCCGCAUGUUGGGCUGCGCCAUCGGUGUUAACGUCGGGUCCACGACGUUCCAGAACGUCAUGGCGAUGAAGCUCGAGCGCAAGGGCAUCGCGCAGGACAUUGCGCAGCGGGCCGAGGAGUAUCUCGUGGUCAUCAAGACCCUUCCUGACGGCACCUUCAAGGACGCUGUCCUGGAGUCGUACGCCUUCGGCUUCAAGGGCGUGCACGGCGUGUACGUCGCGCUGGCGGUGCUUGCCUUCUUCGCGAGCUUCCUCAUCCGCCACUAUGACCUGAACAAGGUGCACGAGACGGAGCACCAGUUGCAGGAGAACCGCGUUUCGAGGCUGUUUGACAGCCGUAAGAACCUGAAUCUGAACCUGAACUUGAACCAGGACCGCGGCCAGCCCAUCCCGUCGUCGCCCAUUGAUUAA
Messenger RNA from Colletotrichum spaethianum, 1785 nucleotides. Its product is annotated as efflux pump fus6. The coding region runs from base 1 to 1785 and encodes 594 amino acids. Gene Ontology annotation, biological process: transmembrane transport. The record is from RefSeq and is a predicted model, not a curated record. Lineage: Eukaryota; Fungi; Ascomycota; Sordariomycetes; Glomerellales; Glomerellaceae. The transcript has 4 exons. Gene Ontology annotation, molecular function: transmembrane transporter activity.